CGGGCGCUCUGAACCCAGCUCCGAAUCUGGCCUUGGCGGCCGCGCGGUGGGGUCCUGAGGUUGCCGGCUCUCCUCCCACUGGGGGGGUCCCGCCUGGUGCGGGAAGCCCGCCAGCCACCAGCGGCCGGGCCGGCGGGAGGUUCAGGGCGCGGGGUGUGGGAGCGACAGGAGGUCCCUGUCCCACGGGCGGGUCACAGGUAAGGUGGCUGGUUUAGGGUGACUUCCGGCCCCACCUUGAGCAUCGCACCCCGUCCCAGCUGCAUGUCGCUCAGGAAGGCUCCCAGAAUCGGAGUCCAGGUGCCCGUGUGUGUGUGCGCGCGCGCGCGCAGGGGGUGGCGAGCAGGGGACAUAGGGCACAGGCCUCUUCCCUGAAGCCUUCCUGUUCUGGCCAGUGCUCCUUGGGCUGAUUUGAGGGCCCGUUGGUCCACUGGGGGCGGGGGCCCUGCUGCAGAAGCCGGGCAGCGUGGGUAACGGUGAUGUGAGCGGGCAGGGCCCCCGGGAGCUGGGCAGGACUCAGCAAACCUCGUUAACAGGCCAGACAGGAGCUAUUGUCAGCUUUUGGGGUGUGACCGUGUUCCAAUAAAACUUUAGCUGUGGACACUGAAAUAUGAAUUUCAUACCAUUUUUACGAGGCAUGAAAUAUUCUUUUUUUGAUGGUUUUUAACCAACAUAAAGUGUAAAACCAUUCUUAGCUCCUGGCUGUGUAAGGACAGGCCUGCAGUUUUGUAGCCUAGGGCGGUGGCUUUACCUUUAACCAAUAAGGUCCUGAGAAUUCAACCCGAGCAGUGAGGCAUAAGAAUAGAGACUAGCGUAAUGGGCGCCUACAUAAUGAAUUAUUUACCUUCUUGGUGGCCUCUCAGCCUUCUUACUAACCACCCCACGUGGCUUGGUCAUCCUGGCAUCAGGCUGAUGGUGCCUACAGAGCCAGGGUGGGCACCAGGGCCAGACCUCAUGACGUGUAGCUGUCAUUUCUGCCUGGCGGGGUCACCGGGAGCCUUGAGGCUCAAACAAGAUGAUGGCAGAAGUGCGGCCAACAUCUACAUCACUCUCCACUCUGCUCAUCUGCUGCUUUUUCAUGUUUUUCUCCGUUAUUCUCCCUGAGGUCAGACCAUCACCCGACGGCCAUCGCACAACACCCACUUCCUGCCUACCUCCUCCAGCUGUUUGGCAGGAUGCUUAGAAGGGUUUAUGGCUACCAAGCCCUGGCUCAGCCCCCUCCCGGUGCCCACCUCCACGCCGUGGGCAUAGCCCACGGAGAGCUGGCCUCCCUCUUGCUUUGCUCACCCACUUGGGGUGCCUCCUGCACCCACCGGUGGUCCCUGGGUGACUUCCUGGCCCUUCACCCCAUGGCCUCUCCAUCGGCAGCUCCUGUUGCCCAACUUCCAGCCUCUCUGGGUCCCUCUCUCAUCAGCCAGGUAACCCUGGCCCAAGGCCCCUCAUGUCACCGGGACAACCUCAGAAACCGCCCAAGUGAUGGCCCCGUUCCCGUCACCGGACACCACAAUCUCCGUUCUGUGCAGAGCCAACUCGAUCGCUUUAAAACGCCUGUCAGAGCAUGCUUAGACCCCUAUGGAAGUCCCCCCAGUGGCAGCCCACUGACACCCCAAGCCCAGCACAUCUCACCCUCACCUGUCCCUGGGCCUCUCACCCCAACCUCUGGAAGGUUCCAUCCCCCAGAUUCCUCGCGUCCUGUAUCACCUCAAGCUCUUUCCUGCCUCAAGGCCUUUGCAUGGAAGGCUUCCAGCCUGGAAUUAUCCCUGGCUGAGUUGCCUCCAGCAUCAGCCCCUCAAAGCCAGGCCCUUCUCUCCUUGAAGCAGCCACACCUCCCCCCUUACCUGGCAUUUCAGACUCUUUCUGCUAUUGUGUUUGUCAUAGUCUGUGAUAGUCGUGUGUGUGUGUGUGUGUGUGUGUGUGUGUGUGUGUGUGUGUGUGUGUGUGUGUGUGUUGAAAGAGAGAGAGAUUUCCUGGAGGCAAUUCCCUAUGGAAGGGCUGGGAGGGCCAGUGCAGUGAGGGUGUGUGCUGUGAGGGCCUGGCCUUAGGGGUGGGCGGGGCUGCCUCCUCUGCAGCUGCCUUUGCUGGUCCUUGGGGACAGUGAAUGCUGCUGGCUUUUGUGUCGGGUUUUGUGUAUACAGAUGGUGCCUGAAUGUUUCCAUCAUAAAUCCAGAGUGAGCAGCUGUACUGAGAUGUUGUUGGGAGCCUCCGUUUGGAGAAAAUGUACACCCAUUCUUUUUGUUUGCAAUAGAGCGACCGCCUUCUGAUCAAAGGUGGGAAGGUCGUGAACGAUGACCAGUCCUUCUACGCUGACCUGUAUGUGGAAGAUGGUUUGAUAAAACAAAUUGGAGAGAACCUCAUCGUCCCUGGGGGCAUCAGAACAAUUGAUGCCCAUGGCUUGAUGGUCCUGCCAGGCGGAGUCGACGUCCACACCAGGCUGCAGAUGCCCGUCCUGGGCAUGACCCCAGCCGACGACUUCUGCCAGGGCACCAAGGCAGCCCUCGCGGGAGGGACCACCAUGAUAUUGGACCACGUGUUUCCUGACGCGGGCGUGAGCCUGCUGACAGCCUAUGAGCAGUGGCGGGAACGGGCGGACAGUGAGGCGUGCUGCGACUACUCCCUGCAUGUGGACGUCCCCCGCUGGCACGAGGGCGUCAGGGAGGAGCUGGAGGCUCUGGUCAAGGACAAAGGUGUGAACUCCUUCCUGGUCUUCAUGGCGUACAAGGACAGGUGUCAGUGCACCGACAGCCAGAUGUACGAGCUGUUCAGCAUCAUCCGGGACCUGGGAGCUGUGGCCCAAGUGCACGCGGAGAACGGGGACAUUGUGGACGAGGAGCAGAAGCGGCUGCUGGAGCUUGGUGUCACCGGCCCCGAGGGCCACGUACUCAGCCGCCCCGAGGAGGUGGAGGCUGAAGCUGUGUACCGAGCUAUAACGAUCGCCAAGCAGGCCAACUGCCCCCUGUAUGUCACCAAGGUGAUGAGCAAGGGUGCGGCCGACGUGGUGGCCCACGCCAAGCGCAGGGGUGUGGUCGUGUUUGGGGAGCCAAUCACCGCCAGCCUGGGCACGGACGGCUCGCACUACUGGAGCAAGAACUGGGCCAAGGCUGCGGCCUUUGUCACUUCACCCCCCAUCAACCCGGACCCCACCACUGCAGACCACCUCACCUCCCUGCUGUCCAGUGGGGACCUACAGGUGACUGGCAGUGCCCACUGCACCUUCAGCACCGCCCAGAAGGCUGUCGGCAAAGACAACUUCACCCUCAUCCCCGAGGGCACCAACGGCGUGGAGGAGCGCAUGUCGGUGGUGUGGGAGAAGUGUGUGGCCUCGGGGAAAAUGGACGAGAAUGAGUUUGUUGCUGUGACCAGUACAAAUGCAGCCAAAAUCUUCAAUUUUUACCCAAGGAAGGGGCGAGUGGCUGUGGGCUCCGACGCUGACCUGGUUAUAUGGAACCCCAGGGCCACAAAAAUCAUCUCUGCCAAAAGCCACAACCUGAAUGUGGAGUACAACAUUUUCGAAGGCGUCGAGUGCCGAGGCGUCCCCACAGUCGUCAUCAGUCAGGGCAGGGUUGUGCUGGAGGACGGGAAUGUGUGUGUCACCCCGGGGGCUGGCCGCUUCGUUCCUCGGAAGACGUUCCCAGACUUCGUGUACAAGAGGAUAAAGGCGCGCAACAGGCUGGCGGAGGUCCACGGAGUACCCCGAGGCCUCUAUGACGGGCCAGUCCACGAGGUGAUGGUGCCCGCCAAGCCAGGGGGCAGCGCCCAGGCCCGUGCGUCCUGCCCCGGGAAGAUCUCAGUGCCGCCCGUGCGCAACCUGCACCAGUCGGGGUUCAGCCUGUCGGGAUCCCAGGCGGAUGACCACAUCGCCAGACGCACAGCCCAGAAGAUCAUGGCGCCCCCUGGCGGACGCUCCAACAUCACCUCCCUGUCCUAGGCAUAGCGGCGGGGGUGCCAACACCCUGCUGGGACCGCUCACCGUGUCGCUUCCCCUUUGCUGGGCUUUCUUUGAAAGGUGCUUGGUCUUCCUGCCCCUCCCCAGAAACUCCCUCUCGGGCCCCAGAGCCUGUUAGGAGGCGCUCCCCCAAGGAGAGGGCUGACUCUGGGGAGGUUUCACUGCCAGGGGCAGCGCAGGGGCCCCAGCCCAGGUGCCUCGCGAAGGCAGGGCAGCCACCCCAGUAGGGCCGCGGGAACCCCUGGGGCCUCGUGACCUGGAUAGGCCGAGAGGCUCGGCGUCUGCUCCGCCGCCGGGCGUGAACCACUGCCCCGCAGAGCCCGGGCUCUGCCACCUGCCCCGUCCCACGCGCAGCAGCCCCAGGGUUGCUGUGACUUCAGGGACUCAUCGGGAGCUUAGUGCAGGGCGGCUCCCGGCAGGACUCCUGCAGCCACUGUACACUUUUCCAAGGACCAAAACUCACCUCUAGUCGCCCGUCUCCGGGGCAGUUCUAGGGUCCUGUAGCUAGAAUGCUCUUUUCGGUACUAAGCGUGCAUUCCGAUAGUUCUAGAGCAGAAGUUUUGUGCGGUGAGGACAACUGUAGCCAGGACUGCAUGCCACCACGGCCCCGACCGCAGCACUGUCCCCCAGUCUGACGGGGACUGGGUCAAUUAAAGGCAUCUGGGUCGGAAGCUGCUCCCA
Messenger RNA from Hipposideros armiger (great roundleaf bat), 4621 nucleotides. It is a transcript of the gene DPYSL4, whose product is annotated as dihydropyrimidinase like 4. NCBI's taxonomy places the organism in Eukaryota, Metazoa, Chordata, Mammalia, Chiroptera, Hipposideridae. Gene Ontology annotation, molecular function: hydrolase activity, acting on carbon-nitrogen (but not peptide) bonds, in cyclic amides. Bases 2393 to 3922 code for a protein of 509 amino acids. Gene Ontology annotation, cellular component: cytosol; cytoplasm. The record is from RefSeq and is a predicted model, not a curated record. The transcript is spliced from 13 exons.